This is a messenger RNA of Aplysia californica (California sea hare), 4868 nucleotides long. RefSeq names its product ankyrin repeat domain-containing protein 24. Bases 185 to 3211 code for a protein of 1008 amino acids. Gene Ontology annotation, molecular function: actin binding. The record is from RefSeq and is a predicted model, not a curated record. Lineage: Eukaryota; Metazoa; Mollusca; Gastropoda; Aplysiida; Aplysiidae. The transcript has 26 exons.
CUGGGAACCGACAAACGGAAAUGAGAAGUAAGGUAGUUUACCUGUUUUCGAAAGACAAGAGAGUCACACACAACAGCACAGGUAACUUCCUUGAACUCAAUAGUCAAGUGGAAAGUGCCGAGGAAUAAGUCUAAAUAUGAGAUGAAAAGAUUGGAGUAAUGAGUGACUGUGAUUCAAGAGUAAGAUGUCGAAGCUUAAAGUUCGAAAUUUGUUCAGGAGCAAAUUUCCUCGCACCAAAAGUACCUCUGAACUUGCCGAGUGGACAAAAAGUGAUGAAAAAUUAAUGAAAGCAGUUGAAAAUGGAGAUGUUAAGAAAGUCACAUCUCUUCUUGCCAAAAAAUCUUUGGUGCCGACAAAAUUGGGGCCUCUUGGAAGAUCUGUAUUUCACAUUGCUUGUGCCCUUGGCAAUGACCGAAUCGUUGACCUACUUCUGAAAUCGACAGAAGAUGUGAAUGAUCUCACUAUUCAGGGAAAUUCUCCGUUACAGCUAUCAGCUGCCAAAGGUCAUUCUGCUGUCGUUGAUCGCUUGCUCAAGGCGUCAGCUGAUGUGGAUCUACGUGACAGCAAUGACAUGACAGCUCUUCAUCACGCGUGUGCAGGGCAGCAUCUGGAGGUUGUCAAUGUAUUGUUACAAGGACAUGCAAGUCCACACUUAACUGAAAAGGGUGGAAAGACACCCCUGUUCUACUCAGCUCACCGAGGAAGGGAUGAGAUAUGCAAGUUGUUACUGGAUAAAGGAGCAGAAAUCAAUUGCCAAGACAUUCUUAGUGUGACACCACUCAUGAUAGCUGCCAAAGAAGGCCACAGAAGAGUUUGUGAAUUUUUGCUUCGGAGAGGGGCUAAUGCAGAUUUGAAAGACAGAGAAGGCCACAGUGCUUUGAACUACGCUAUAGCAGCAGGGCAUGGGGAACUUCACGAAGUGUUUGACCGUCCUCCAGUCCGUGUGUUUGUAGAUGACCCACCAAGUCCAGCCUCAGUCCAAAAUCAUCCAGAAAGUCAUCUGCAGAGUGAUUUUGGCUUGAGGAUAAGUGUUGAGCCCCAUGCAGCAUAUGAUGAUGGGGUGGAUCAUCAAAUAAAUGAAACUCCAGUCGAAGAUUAUGUCACUGAUGAUGAGAGUGUGAGCCAUAUUGAUGCCCAGUCAGUACAUUCUGUCGAUGAUCGACUCCUGUCCCGAGAACACACCUCCUCUGCAUCUGCUCUCUUGCAAACUGGUGCUGCUGCAGACAAAACCGAAAGAGCUCUCAGGGAACUCAAAGAGGAGCAUGACCAGUUGAAUGAUGACUACAGCACCUUGUCCGUAGAAAAUCUCCGGCUUCGAGACAGGGUACAAUCCCUUUUGGGCAGGUUGAAUGACAAAGAUCAACAGGGCACAGAAACUGAUCAAAAAGACCCAAUCCAUGAGAUAAAUAAUUUGAAGCUGUUGCUAGAAGAAGAAAAAGAGAAGGUCAGAGCGCUACAAGAACAGGAUCAGACUAAAGUAAAACAGAUUGCUGCUGAUGAUCAGAAUCCCAACCUGGACAAGAUGGACAAGGAAGACAGUGGGAACACCUCACUGGGCACAGAGGAAGAUGUGACACUAGUAAAACUGACCGGUGGAUCUGGACUGAAUGAUGGCGAGACAAUAGGAAUGCUGAGAAGCCAACUUCUAGCACUGAAAAACGAGAAUGAACAACUGAAAACAGCUGUGAGCCUCCCUAAUGGUGAUAUUGGGAGUGAUAAAGAUGUAGAGUCUGAGCCUUCUGAGGAAGGCAAAACUGCUCAGCUGCAACAGAUCAAGACCAUGCAGUUUGAAAUAAAGCAACUGCACUCACACAUCAAUGAGCGGAAAGACGAGUUGGAGAAGCAUCUGUUGAGCAGCGCGGUGGACCAGGAGGAGCUGCUGCAGCAGAACGCCUCGAUGACCUCGGAGGUCAAGGGCCUGAAACAGCAAGUGGCACUACUGGAGGAGGCUCUGGAGGCGGCCAAGACCGAGGGUCCUACGGAAGCCCAGAGACUGGACGCUUUGCUCGAGCAGAGCCGCAACUUCUUUGAGGAAGUGUCGUUUGACGACGACGGCUUUGUGAAUGGCCGUGACAUGACCAAGGAGGAGUUUCUGCAGUCUCAGAAUCAGCAGCUGAAGGCCCACUGUUCUCUGCUCACCGACGAGCUUGAGAAACUUCGUGCCACUUUUGACGCCAUCCUCAAGGCUGGUGACAACUUGCAGGCAGACUAUGAUCAACAGGCAGCAGAGAAAGACCAACUUCAAGAUGAGCUGGAUUUGGCUGUGAAAGAGAAGACGGAAGUGAUCAAAGCAAACGAGUUCCUCUUAACAGACAACAAUGCUCUUCAUGACGAUCUGAACAAACUGGUUCACGAACUGGAAAAAAUGCAGGAAAAGUUCACUGCGGCUCAGGCGGAGAAUGAAGAGCUGAAGCGUAGCGUCGGUGUGGCCAGCAAAGUCGGGGAGGUGGCCAGGUUGUUGGAGGAGAGGGAUAAACUGCAGCAGAAGUGUGAGGAUUACGACAGCACCGUCAUCAGAUUACAGCACGACCACGGCAUUCUUCUGGAGGAGGUUCAGAGCCUGAGCGAGUCGGUGACACAGCUGACGGCCGAGCGGGACCAGCUGACCGCUGACCUGGAGGUGAUGGAGUCGGUCUGUCAGCAGAAUGAAGCCUUGCAACAGGACUACGGCCAGCUGGAACUUGACUUUGGGGAACUUCUCAAAGAAAAAGAAUCUCUGGAGCAGCUGGUGGCAGGCCAGGAGGGAGGGGUGACCGCUGCAGAGAAGCUCCAGUCUGUCCAGUCCGUGGCUCCGUCUGACGAGACAGCGUCACUCCAGGUGGCGUAUGAGCAGGUGGCGGCGGAGAAGGACGAGGUGGAGGCUUCGCUGGAGCAGCUUCGUCUGGACAAUGCCAGUCUGCAAGACCAGGUGAAAAAGUUGGAGAGUAAUCAGGUGGAUUUGCUGGCAGCUAACGGCAACAACAAUGUCGGGGAGGAGAAGGAGUCAGACAGUAGCGAGGAGCUGAGCAAGUCUCGGGAAGAGCUGAUCACGCUGAAGAAACAAGUAGCCAGGCUCACUAAGGACGUCUCCGAGUGGGAAAAGAGACACUCGGACACUGUGACCACGUACAGGACACAUUUGCUGAGUGCUGUUCAGGGUCACAUGGAUCCGGACGUGAAAGAUGCUCUGUAUCACAUUAUCGAACUGCGUAGUAUGGAACAGUUUUGUUGAUCAAGAUGACCUCCGACUGAUAAUCCAGACAAGUGAAAUUUUAUGAUUUAAAACAAUUUUACUUCCCCUGUGAGCAUAUCAUCUGUGUCUGAUGCUAAUUGUAUAUAUCUUGCCAAACUUACGGAGCAAUGCUUAAAAAGAAAAAUGUAAUUAUUUAUUGCUAUGCAACACCAUGAUGACCAUGCCUUUAGUCAGAAAAUGAGGAAAGAGAGAAAGAGGCAGACCAGCUGCCCCAUAUGUAAAAAACACCUGAAAAUAUCAGCUCCUAAGAUCUUCAGGAAAGCAAGAAUCUUGAGGAUGGUGAUGCAAAAUGAGGCACAUGUCAGCGGCUACCAUCAUGAUUAAUUACGGGUCUGGCAAACAAACUAUACGCAGAGUUAGUGUGAGAUUUAGAUGAUAUGUGUAUACAUCCCAAUGCAUGAGAGUGUGAAGAAGACUUUCUAUGUAUAUAUACUUAUUUGCAUCUGUGUGUGUACUGUACAUAUGUGAUAUAAGAUUGUGAAAGAGUACUAAAAGCAAUUCUAUGUGAGUGUGUGCUAUGAGUGAUUGUAUUUAUGAGAAUACUUCUUAAAGAGCCUGCUUUGUUUGCUUUUGAAACUACAGAGUCUACACCUUGAAGUUGAGGUAUAUAUAUAUAUAUUAUUUCUGUUUUGUUUCCUACCUUCUGACAAGGAAUGCUACUGUAGAGUUAUGUACGUGUUUGUAUCUCUCCACAUGACAUAAGUUGUGCUGCACGAGGCUUUCAGGAUCCCUCAAGCAGUCGGAGUGGGAACAGCUGAUUGUACAGAUUUUGGUUGUUGCUGAAACUCUAUACAUGAACAAAUUUUGAGACCUUUAUUGAAGACUUCAAUUUCAAGAAUUACAGGUGCUGUCACUUGCUUGUAACAUCGUGGCUACCCAACGUUUAAUUCAGCCUUUUUUGUGUAAUUGUUCCCUGAAACCAUAUUUGCAGUUGAAAUGUUAUGUUUUGAAAUGUUUCCAGAUAACAUUCUGCCCAUCUUUUUCAAGAAGAUACUCAUCACUUUUCUAAUUAUUCAUUUAAAAAAAGGUCAGUAGGUAAUAACGAAUGAUCCCUCAAAACAAUGAGCUGUCCUAGAUGUGAUUGUAGCCCCUGGCGCAUCUUAACCUAAUGCUGUAAAUGUAUUGCAGCUUUGUUCCUUUUUUACCUGGGUUUAAGCUGUAUUCAAGGCUUUCAAGGUUUUGAUUAUUUGAAUCUUGACCACACCACAAACAACUUCAGCCCAAUCUAUCUCCUACCUGAUGCUGCUGUUGAGAAGCGUUUGUAGUGUGUUUCUAAAUCUACAUUUGCAGUGUGAAGCAUUGCCGAUCACUUUUUGGAAGGAGUAGAGUUAGGAUUUUUAGACAGCAUAUUCGAAAGCAUUGUAAGGGAUUUGUGCAACUUAGUCUCACAAAUUAUGUCUGAAUUUCUGAACAGAAUUUUUGUGAAAGCAACUGAGCAAGCUCAUGAAAAGAGUCAGGAGUCAGAAGUAUGACUGGCUUGUUAUAUAAAGAAAACUAUUAUUAUUGAGAGAUAGAUCAAAUGAAUGUAGGGGGAAGAAAUUUGACUGUUUGUCUCAAUGUUGCCUGGAGUUUUGGAAUGUGCACAAAAGUGAUGGAGAUGUGUUGAAUUCUGUUUAGACAUAGAUUUCCACAAAUA